AUGUGUGAAAAUGAGGAAUGUAGUAAAAAUAUUAAAAUCAAUUUUCUUCUAAUAGUUUAUGGCAGUGCUGGUGGAACAGGAACUCUAGGUGUUGGAGGAGUGGGUGGAGCUGGUCCAGCUGGAGUGGGUGGAGCUGGACUUCUGCCUGAAGGUGGUGGUCUGCUACCAGGAGGUAUAGGCACAGGAGUUGGAGCAGGCACAGGUUUUGGAGCACAGAAACCAGGCAAAAGUUAUGGUGGAGCUGGAAGUUUAGGAGCUGGUGGGAUCCUGCCAGGGACUGGUCUCAGAUUCCCAAGUGGGGCUGCAGUGGGCAGCAAACAAGGAAAAGUUUAUGGGGCCGCUGGCACACUUGGUGGGCUUGGAGGCCCAGGCAGAUAUGGAGCAGGACCUGGUGGCUAUGGGGGUGGACCAGGUGGAUACGGUGGAGGCGCAGGUGGAUACAGUGGAGGCCCUGGUGGAUACGGUGGAGGCCCAGGUGGUGCUGGUGGACUUGGAGGGACCGGAUUUGGUGGGCUUGGUUAUGGUCCUGACACAAUAAAGCCACCUAAAAGCUAUGGAGGAGCUGGAACACUGGGUGGGGCUGGAAGAGGAAGUAUUGGUGGAGGUUUAGGAGUAGGACCAGGAAGUACUGGUGGAGGUCCUGGAGGCAUUGGUGGUGGUCUGGGAGUUGGAACAGGAGUUGUUGGGGGAGGUCCUGGAGGAGUUGGAGGACUGGGUGGACAAGGUGCAGGGUAUGGAGGUGUAGGUCAAGCUGGAGGUGUAGGAAGUCUUGGAGGAGUCGGUGGGGGUCCAGGAGGUCUAGGAGGAGGUCCUGGAAGCCCAGUAGGAACGGGUGGAGGUCUCAGGUACCCAGGGGGAGCAGGAACAGGGAAACCUGGUAAAUCAGGUUUUGGCACAGGUGCCUUGGGUGGUCAAGGUUAUCAGCCAGGUGGUGUAGUGCCAGGAUAUGGAACCGGUGUAGGUCCUGGCGGUGGAUAUCAACAACCAUAUCCAGGUUAUGGAGGCACUGGUGUGGGGGGACCUGGAACCGCACCACUUACACCUCAGCAAUCAAAAGCAGCCAAAUAUGCAGCUCUUCAAGGCUUUCUAGGUGCAGGAGGCUACAGAGGGGGCGCAGGAUGUCAAGGCAAAUACUGCGGAAGGAGAAGGAAGUGAGACACCAGCGGGAGAUGUGACCUCAUAAACAAGUGGUGCUACUGCCUGAUCUCAAAUGCACUUUUUUUUACAGUUGAUUAAAAAAGUGCCUUAUGUAAUAUGUGAGAGAGAUUUGGAAUAUUAAGAAUUUUUAUCAGCUGUAUGAUUAGGUGUGACCUAAACAAGUGUGAUGUGAACCUCACAGGGCACUCUUUGCACUGCCUAAGCUCCCUUUACUUAAUAAUAAUGUCACAAUACAUUUCCUUUACAAAUCUAACAAUCGAUAGUGUAUAAUUAUGGAUGAGUCAGUUGCUCACACUCAUUUCAGUAGCUAUAUAUUCAGACAUACAGCUCUGGAAAAAUUUAACAGACCACUCCAAAUGUUUCUUAAAUCAGCAUCUCUACAUUUAUGGCAGCCAUUCCAUUCCAGUGUCUGUUGAAUUCCUGCUUGAAUUUUUGAGCCAGGCGUGGCAUAAAAUCACCCAACAGCAAUGUGAAAGACUUGUGGAAAGCGUGCAAAGACGCAUGAAAGCUGUGAUUGAAAAUCAGGGUUAUUCCACAAAAUAUUGAUUUCUGAACUUUUCCUAAGUUUAAACAUUAGUAUUGUGCUGUUUAAAACUUAAUAUGCACUUUUUUUCUUUGCAUUAUUCGAGGUCUGAAAACACGGCAUCUUUUUUGUUAUUUUGACCAGUUGUCAUUUUCUGCAAAUAAAUGCUCUAAAUGACAAUAUUUUUAUUUGGAAUUUGGGAGAACUGUUGUCAGUACUUUAUAGAAUAAAACAAAAAUGUUCAUUUUACUCAAACACAUACCUAUAUAUAGUAAAUCCAGAGAAACUGAACAUUUGGAGUGGUCUCUUAAUUUUUUCCAGAGCUGUAUGUCAUAUAGGGACGUGUCGCUGCUAUUUCAGGAUAAACUGUGUCAGUGGAGGAAGCAGUGUCAUUAAGCUAUAUUUUCUGGCCACCUUUUCAAACACUAUGCACUUCUCUUUGCUAUUGUAAAGUUAAGGGGGCCUCGUCUCUUUAUAACUGUUGGCGUAUGAGUGCAUGAAUCCACAUUUCGAUUUUUAGACUUCAGACAGUGAAAAAAGUCACAAAGAAAUGGGAUCUAGGAAUGCAAAAUCUUAGUCUUUUUGUAAUUCCUACAUGUGACAGUACCUGCCAAGACUGAGGAUUUCAAGAUUUCUUCAAAGAUACCUCAGAAACAUAAGGCUUCUUAUCUAGUAUCCUGACCCUAGUAAAACCUUGUUUUUUUAUGUUUUAAAUUAUGUUAAUGUUGUUUUGUAAGGAUAGCUAUGCAUUUGACCUAAUUAGUUUUGGGGUUUGUAAGCAAUUUUUGUUGUGAAUGAUGUAUCUGUGUUUCUAUAAGUGCUAUAACUAUAAAUUCAAAUGUGACCUGAACGUCCGAUAAUGGCAAUGCAUUUAGUGAGUCUUUUUGCAUUGUUUACCUUGAUCUUCACUUUUGUGCACUUGUUACUUUGAAUUUUGUGAAAUUUCAUCCAGUUCACAUUUUUUGUAUGACCUUUGAUUUUAAUUGUGCCUUUUAUCCAUCAUAC
Molecule: messenger RNA, 2686 nt
Organism: Myxocyprinus asiaticus (Chinese sucker)
Lineage: Eukaryota; Metazoa; Chordata; Actinopteri; Cypriniformes; Catostomidae
Product: spidroin-1-like
Exons: 13
Coding region: 1-1155 (384 amino acids)
Source: RefSeq, a predicted model, not a curated record